AUGGAGGCUCGCAAAGAGAGAAGAGAGCAGAUGAUGGAGGAAGAGUCAAAGAGAAAAGAAGAAGGAAAGAAGAAUGGUGCUGCUGGGUCUGCAGAAAGCUUGUGCAAGAAUGAUGGAUUUGACCCAGCGGCCAAAGCAAUCAUUGAAGAACGCAUAAUCAGCCAUGAGGGUGAAGAGGGUGGUGGAGGAGCUAAAAACCCUGAUGAUGUUCUUGCCUUUUCCAGGUCUGUUCACAAAAUUGACUCUUCACUUGAGUGA
Prunus armeniaca (apricot) is the source of this 258-nucleotide messenger RNA. The record is from the annotation of a GenBank genome assembly. Lineage: Eukaryota; Viridiplantae; Streptophyta; Magnoliopsida; Rosales; Rosaceae.